Molecule: messenger RNA, 1726 nt
Organism: Polistes dominula (European paper wasp)
Lineage: Eukaryota; Metazoa; Arthropoda; Insecta; Hymenoptera; Vespidae
Product: nibrin
Biological process (GO): double-strand break repair via homologous recombination; mitotic G2 DNA damage checkpoint signaling
Cellular component (GO): Mre11 complex
Molecular function (GO): damaged DNA binding; protein binding
Source: RefSeq, a predicted model, not a curated record
CACAAGUGUAUUAAAGUAAAUGCAUAAAUUAUUAUCAAUAUCUCAAAGAGAUAUUAAUUAAAUAUUUAAAAUGUGGUUAUUAGAAACUGCUAAAGGAAAACUCAUCUAUUUAAAACCAAACAUUCCAUUAACAAUAGGAAGAACGAAAGGUGAUAUUGUUCUAUCACACGAUGCUUCGAUAAGUAAAUUUCAUGCUUCUUUUGUAGUUAAGACUGAAAUUCAAAUUGUGAAUGAUAAAGCUACAACUUUAUGCAUACUUAAAGAUGAAGGAUCUAAAUAUGGAACAUAUAUUUUAAAAGAUGAUGAAUAUGAAAAGAUUUCAACAAAUGUUCAUUUAAAGGAUCAAGAUUCAAUUAGAAUUGGCCUACAAUAUGAAAUAUUUACUGUUAAAUAUAUUCCUAUGAUUACUUUAACGUCUGGAUUAGAAGAAACGGGAAAGAAAAAACUUGAAAAAAUAAUGAAACAAAUAGAUGGUAUUAUUUUAAAUAAUUGGCAACAGCAUUGUACACAUUUAACGGCACUAUGUCCAAAAUUAACGGAAAAGGUAGCUAUAGCAUUAGCAGCUGGUAUAGUUAUAGUUACCAUUGAUUACUGGGAAGCAGUGAAAUUUGCUAUGGAAAAUGAUGAGCACCCAAUUCCUAAACCUGAUAAUUAUAUACCACGCAUAAAGGAGGAAUAUAUUCCCAGGGGAAUAGUUUCUCUUUAUCCAAAUGAUAAACGGAAGAAAUUGUUUAAUAGAAAAUCAUUUUACUUUUAUGAUUUAAAUCAAUACGAGAUGUAUAAAUUAAUGAUAAAAUUAGCAGAUGGAAAGGCAUUUUUCAUAGAUUUGGAAAUUAACCAGGAUUUGGAGUUCGGAGAACAUGCCUUUCAUGUACAAAUUAAUAAAGACAGUGAAGACGCUAUAUUAUCGAGAAAUUUUAAGCGACACCACGAUAAUAUAUUCUGGAUGUUGAAACGUAAAAAGCAAAGAUUUAUACAUGAUUCUGAAAUACCACUCGCUAUUUUAUAUUGUUCUAUCGAAAAGUACUGUAAUCCAAAAUAUCAGUUUUCAAAUAUUUUUAAAAAAGAAAAAAAACUUGAUUUUUUUUUACCUGAAACACUUGUAAUGGAUACACAAGAUUUAGAAAUGAUGUCUGCACCAACACAAAGAUCUUUCUAUACAAAGCAAAAAGAUGAUAAGAAAUCAUCCAAAUUUGUUGAUAAUAUUGAUAGAUACACCGAAAUAUCUGCAACAGAAAAAUCAGAUGAUGAAAUAUCAGAAAUUCUAUUAUCAGAUGAUGAGGAAGUAUCAAUUAUUACCGUACAACCCACUACUUCAUUAUCUUCAGUUCUACCAAAAUUUACGGAAUCAGAAGAAAGUAGUUCAAGUGAUUUAUUCAUUGAUCACGUUGAAGUUGGUGAAAUUGCAUCAAGUGAAGAGGAAGAUACAUCUACAGCAAAAGAAUCUCAAUCAUUUGUCGGGCAAAAAGAAACUAAAAUUACAGAAAACUUAUCUACAAUUAAAAUAUCAAGUAAUAAAUGCUUACAAAACGAGAAUACCACAGAGAGUGAUAUUACGUCAAAUAUAUUUAUACGUAAACGUCCAGUUGGAAAAACAUUCCAAAAGGCACAUGUUAAAAUACCUGAAAAGAGAUUAAGAUUUUAGCCACAUAUUAAGUUAUUAAAAAGAUUACAAAAGAUUCUAUUAAUGUUUAAAUAAACAAUAAUUUUGUUAUAAGCAUUUUGA